Olea europaea var. sylvestris is the source of this 620-nucleotide messenger RNA. RefSeq names its product chaperone protein dnaJ 49-like. The coding region runs from base 222 to 620 and encodes 132 amino acids. Gene Ontology annotation, molecular function: Hsp70 protein binding. The record is from RefSeq and is a predicted model, not a curated record. Gene Ontology annotation, cellular component: endoplasmic reticulum membrane. Lineage: Eukaryota; Viridiplantae; Streptophyta; Magnoliopsida; Lamiales; Oleaceae. Gene Ontology annotation, biological process: cellular response to misfolded protein. The transcript has 3 exons.
CCAAAAUAAGGAGCAUAAGUCCUAUUCUACCGUGGCACAUUUUAAUUGGUUCACUGUUGAACCUAUAUAUAUGCAUACCUAUGGAACGCUACAUUUCGUUCUCUGAAUCGCUCAUGGGAUUUCGGAUUCUAACCUAAGAGAUUCUGAAUCUCCGGAUUGAAUUUUGGGGAAAUUUCGGUUGAUUUUUCAGUUGGGUAGUGAUUGAUAAUUUGAAAAUCAUUAUGGAUGGCAACAAGGACGAGGCUUUAAGAUGCAUUAAUAUUGCUAAGGAUGCAAUUGCAUCGGGCAAUAAACAAAGAGCCCUAAAAUUUAUUGGAAUUGCGCGUCGUCUUAAUCAUGCUUUGCAUGUUGAUGAUCUUCUGGCCAAGUGUGAAAAUCUUGAUUCAUCAUCGUCCUCUGGUCCAUCUAAUAAUGUGAGCAAUGCUAAUGGUCUGAAAGAUAAAAUGAGGCGGGUUAAUAGCAAUGAGGUUCAGAAUGGGGAGAGGAAUUACACGGAGGAGCAUGUUCAAUUGAUUAGACAGAUUAAAAGUAAGAUGGACUACUAUGCAGUUCUAGGUGUGGAGAAACGUUGUUCGAUGGAGGAUAUUAGGAAGGCAUACCCCAAAGACAAAACAUCCUAG